Molecule: messenger RNA, 1466 nt
Organism: Carlito syrichta (Philippine tarsier)
Lineage: Eukaryota; Metazoa; Chordata; Mammalia; Primates; Tarsiidae
Gene: TP53RK
Product: TP53 regulating kinase
Exons: 2
Coding region: 1-891 (296 amino acids)
Biological process (GO): protein phosphorylation
Cellular component (GO): cytosol; EKC/KEOPS complex; nucleus
Molecular function (GO): ATP binding; protein serine/threonine kinase activity
Source: RefSeq, a predicted model, not a curated record
AUGGAGCGACUUCUGAAAGGAGCAAAGAGCGUCGGAAAUCGUUCUUUGCGAGAAGUGCCGAAGUCUUCCGGAAAGAGCCGAAAAACUGAGAGACUAGGCCCAAAGCCGGCCACGAAAGCUACCGAGAGCUUCCGGAGAGAGCCGAGGAGUCGAGUAGCGAGGCUGACUAAGGUGCCGAGUGAGCACGGAGAUAGCCGAAGGGAUGAGAGGCGGGGUCACGAGCCUCUCCAGAGAGGCGCCGAAGACUUUGAAAAGAGCCGAAGGUUAGGAGGCGGAACCGCUCCCGUAGGCCGGAUGUCGGAGGUGGAGGCGUCGAGUGGCCGAAGAAACCCGAGGGUUUCCGGAGUGAGCCGAAGCCUCGCGACAGUUUCCGGAGAGAGCGGAUCGGCUCCGAGCUGCCGCGCCGACCGCAGAAUAUCUGCCCCUGUUGUCUUUUUUGUGGACUAUGCUUCCAACUGCUUGUAUAUGGAAGAAAUCGAAGGCUCCGUGACUGUUCGAGAUUAUAUUCAGUCCACCUUGGAGACUGAAAAAACUCCCCAGAGUCUCUUCAGCUUAGCCAAAACAGUUGGGCAUGUUUUGGCUCGAAUGCACGAUGUAGACCUCAUUCACGGCGACCUCACCACCUCCAACAUGCUUCUGAAGCCCCCGCUGGCACAGCUGAGCAUCGUGCUCAUCGACUUCGGACUGAGCUUCAUUUCGGCACUGCCGGAGGACAAGGGCGUGGAUCUCUACGUCCUGGAGAAGGCCUUCCUCAGCACCCAUCCCAACACAGAAGCGGUGUUUGCAGCCUUUCUGGAGAGCUACUCCACCUCCUCCAAGAAGGCCAGACCAGUGCUAAAAAAGCUGGACGAGGUGCGCCUGCGAGGAAGAAAGAGGUCCAUGGUUGGGUAGGAGACUGUGGCAGCUGCUCGGUUGAUGCUUUUUCAAAGAAGACUUGAAGGAGUACUACGUUGAUGAGAUUCGACCUACGUAAAGUUGUGCGGGUGUUUUUAGGUGGUGUCCUGAUCAUACUUGGUGAGCGUCAUGACCUGCAACUUGCUGCUCUCAGGACUGACCAUGCAUGGAAGAUGUGUUCUGGGCAGACAGGGUAUCUAACCUCAGUCAUGGCCAGGCUCUCUCUCAGCUUGUGACAUGAAUGCCUCAUGCACAUGGGUUUGGCAUUGAGUGAUAUAAUGAGAUCAUUAUUCUCUUCAGUGCUGGUGAGGCAAGGACAAAGUCUCACUUGGCAAUGGUGUUUUGUCAGCCUCUAACCCAGCAUAUUUUUGUUGCGUGCAUGAUAUAUUCAUCUUGAAACCAAUUUUGUGGGAUACAACCAGCAUUUUAAAAAUGAAAGAAUCACAGACUAGAAAAUAUCAGUGCAUUGUUUUAUAAAGCUUGUUUCAAAUGUAUAUAUUGACAAGGGUAUAUACUGGGUUUUGUUGUAAAAUAUAUUUAUCUUUGAGGGUUGAUUAAAAUAUGUAAAAUUA